Messenger RNA from Peronospora matthiolae, 417 nucleotides. NCBI's taxonomy places the organism in Eukaryota, Oomycota, Peronosporomycetes, Peronosporales, Peronosporaceae. The record is from the annotation of a GenBank genome assembly.
AUGCAGGCGAUCGGCGAGUCGCAGCCUCGAGAGGCAACAGUGCAGACAGGAAGCUUGAUGAGCUUCCACAGGAGCUUUGGACACCUUAGUUACAAAGACAUUAAGCGACUUGUCGAGAAUCCAGCAAACGGGCUCGAGCUCACAGACAAAGUGAGAGAGAAUUGCUUGACAUGCUCCGAGGACAAACAGUCCAAGUCGGCACAGCCAAAGAAGAAUAGCGGUCUUAACGAGCCGAUUGACGUGGUCGGUGGGGUCAUUUGCAGUGACCUUAUAGGCCCCAUGACGCCCAUUUACAAGCGGAUAAACCGACACUUAAUUAAUUUUAUCGACCACAAAUCCAACUACGUGCGUGUGGUCGUCGCAAAGUCCAAGGACGAAGCCGCACGAAAGUUCCAGCACUUUAUGGUCUUCAUUUAA